This is a messenger RNA of Penaeus monodon (black tiger shrimp), 2015 nucleotides long. Its product is annotated as lactosylceramide 4-alpha-galactosyltransferase-like. The record is from RefSeq and is a predicted model, not a curated record. Gene Ontology annotation, biological process: glycosphingolipid biosynthetic process. Gene Ontology annotation, molecular function: hexosyltransferase activity. Lineage: Eukaryota; Metazoa; Arthropoda; Malacostraca; Decapoda; Penaeidae.
UUUCAGCCGCGUGAAUCCGGAAGCAGACGUGUGGUUCGUAAUAACGUCACCAACAGUAGACAACGCCGACGGUCUUCCUGCUCGUCUUCUCGAACGUUACUCGAACCUCUACGUAGUUACGACGGAUCUGGAGACUGUGUUCAAGAACACGUCGCUUGAAGAUUUUUUCAUGUCCGGAUUAUGGCACAAGGGCACGCCUUGGCCGAUAAUACAGCUAAGUGACAUCUUGAGGGUCGCGCUGGUGUGGCGAUUCGGAGGCUUCUACACGGACAUCGACACGGUUUGCCUCAAGGACAUCUUUCCGCUGCAGAACUUUGUCAUCGGCGGCCAUUACCCCAGGAACCAAAUAGCCAACGGAGCGUUUCACUUCCUGCACCACCAUCAGGUCAUGGAGGACUUAAUGACGAAGAUGAUCGAGGGAUAUAAACCAAGUCUGUGGGGAUCAAUGGGACCCUUCACGUGGACCAGAUACAUCAAGAAACUUUGCAAGAUACCAGACAUGCAGCACUUGUUUCCUGAUAACAGUUCGGAGCCCAUCAAGUGUGGCAACAUUUCCAUUCUCCCCGAAGAGUACCUACUGCCGUACCCAUGGUGGGAAUUUAAACAACUCUACGUACCUGGGAAAUGGCAGGAAUUUAUGGCUACAUUUAAGAACAAGUCGUACUCAAUACACUUGUAUGAAAACAAAAGCAAAGGUCUGAAGAUUAUUCAAGGGUCAGACAGUAUCUACGAAGGAGCAGCCAGGAAUUUCUGCCCUGUUACACAUCCUCUUCUCACAUAAGGCUCUCUGCGGAGAUCCUAAUGUAUUACACAAAUUUACAUAGUAAUAUUACUAUAUACGGAAACACCCAUCCACACACACACAUACACCUAUAUGUAUAUGCACACACACACACACACACACACACACACACACACACACACACACACACACACACACACACACACACACACACACACACACAUGUAUCGCGGUUUUUUCAUAUACAAAAUAGAAUAUACUCUACUAAACUACUGCUACCAAUUUGUAAAGGCUAUUUCUAAUACAAAUAAUGAUAAGGUUACUUUGGUAUCGCCACUACGGGUUUUGGGUUGAAGGAAACACCGAGAAAACCCAAUUUUGACUUGCCUAUUUAUAAUUUGAGUAGCAUGACUUAACGGUCUUAAUUAAUGCUUGUGUUGUGGACUGAAUUUAUUCCUCUGUUGAGUGUGCCAAAGAUACAAUUGUCAUGAAAACAGUUUUAACCAAUUUCUUUUAUAUCUCUAAUCUAAGGAUAAUAAAUAGGUGGCAUAUUAUAAUGGGUUUAAUAUUAACAAUAAUAAAUCAAUUCAAAUCUGGUUACCUUUAACUUUAACUUAACCCUUUGCCUACUGAUUAUAACACAGUAAUCAUUACGAUAAAUAUGAUGAAAAUACACGGCCGACAGAAUCAAGAUAGUCAUCCCCCACUCCAUGCUCUUACUUUUACUUGGUCGAACAAGUAGUCAAUCCCACACUUCUUUCACAAGUUUUCUCUCCUAUGGUUUGCCAUGAUUUAUUAUCUUUUCCAAUAUAUUCUUUGAUACAAUUGAAUUGUCUCCUUUGUCUCAUUCUGUUGUAUCUACACCAAGAGAGAAAGAGAGAGAGAGAAAUAAGAAAAAGAAAUAAUAAAAAAAUUACAUCCGGCAGAAGGAAUCAUGGUCUGUUGUUCUCCCUCCAAUUUCCCCCAUUUCUCUGUCUCUGCAUGCGAGAUGAAAGCAGAUGAAAGCAACGACUCACCUUAGUUAUCACAAUUCAAUUCGUAUGGAUUUAACAUUUAUAUUCAUUUACAAAGCAUUACAACCUUCAAUUUCCGAGUAAAACAAGAUUUGCCACACCUCUGAUUCAACAUACCUGCAUGCGAGAUGAAAGCAAUAACUUGUCUAACAUAGAACAUGAUGAUAAAACUACUUACUACUUCCCCCCAUUGAAUUAUGAACAUUUAAUCGAAUCAACAAUUUUGUUUGUUCAGUCCUCCAUGGACUAUUUCUGCUUCC